Molecule: messenger RNA, 2901 nt
Organism: Linum tenue
Lineage: Eukaryota; Viridiplantae; Streptophyta; Magnoliopsida; Malpighiales; Linaceae
Source: the annotation of a GenBank genome assembly
CGGGGGGCUGCUGGGCCUAACGUCUCUCUUCCAAUCUAACGGCUCUAUUUUGAUUUUUCCCCCCUUUCGAAACUCUCACCCACCCACCACCAUCAGAUUUCAGAUCCCCGUUCCAUUCUCCCUCCCUCUCUCUCUCUCCUUCCCAAUUUGAAUUCUCCUCUCUGUAUCUCUCUCUCUCCCACAAUAAAUCCCAACAAAUCAUUACUUUACCUUUCCCCAAAAAUGUCGUCUUCUUUUCCUUGACCCUUCCCUCUGUCUCUCCAAACUCUCCCCCUCUUUCUUAUCCAUCUACCUACCAGUAAACAAUUUCCCGUCUCUUCUUCAAUUCCUUCGUCGUCGGGAAAAAUGGGGGCUUGUUGUAGCAAGAAAACCGUCUCUACUUCAGUGAACAAUGCGGCAUCAUCAUCAUCUUCUAAUUCGGCUCCGGCUCCAAAUCCGAUAGCGAAGGCCGGAGAGCAGAAGCAGUCCAUCAAGGUCGUUAAAAACGAAGUCUCACCGGCGGCGGAGGACGACGGCUCGAAGAAGAAGGAGAUAUUCGUGAUUAAGCACAGGAACAGCCACGACAGCGGCAACAAUAACAAACCGCGCUCUUCCUCCUCCCCGGAAAUUUCGGGAUCCGAUAACGGCGCCGUUAGCAUCGAGAACGGGAAAGUCGACGGCGUGAGUGGUCUCACCGCUGCUGCGGCGGUGAGGACCUCUAGCUGCAGUAAGGAGGAAGUGGAGGCCAUUCUCAUCCAGUGCGGGAGGCUGAGCCGGAACAACUCCUUCGGCACCGCCGGGAAGUCUUCUCCGGCGAAGAGGAAGUACAGCGGGUCUAAGAGGAGCUUCGACUUCGACGAGCAGAACGACAGGGAUCUCGGUCAGGAGGAAGACGGCGGCGGCGGCGGCGGGGAUGAGAGGAGAGACAGCAGAAGGCAGCACCGCCACCGCCAAUCCAGCCGGAACUCCUCGCCGGCUUCUCAGGCGAGGAGGAGGACGCCCAGUAGGGAGAGGGACCAGCGCUCCGGGAGCAGAGAGCGAGGCCCUGGCGGCAGCGGGAGUGGACGGCGGGUUAGUAGAUCUCCCGGGAGAAGAUCUGAGAACAACGCCGCCGCCGCCACCGCGGCGGCGAACGCUGGCAAUUCCAUUGCUAACAACAACAACAACAACAAUAACAAUGGCAAUGGGAAUAAGCCGCCUGGGAAAAUGGUCUCCGUCCCGCCUACAGUUUCCUCUGCUCCUUCUUCCAAUAAAUCCAAUUCCAAUAACAACAACAAUGGCGUCGAAGCUGCUCAGGCAGCAAACAGCAGCGGAAUCAAACGGAUUUCUGUGAAGAGGAACGCUGGUGGGGAAGCUCCUUCUGCUGCUGCUGUGGGUUCCAGGAGUGUGGCGUCUCCCCGUUCCAAGUCUCCUCGUUCGAAGUCCCCUGGAAGAGCCAGGAGCGACUGCAAUCAACAGCAGCCAUCGCUGAGCAGGAACUCCUCGAGGAAAGCUGAACAAUCUCCUCACAGGAGGAACCCACUUGCUGAAAUUGACCCGAGCUCUCUAGCGUACCCGCAAGCCAGCGGGGCCAAGGCCAGCAGCAAUUGGGCACAGAAUGAUGGCAGGGAACCGAUUCAGAAGCAAAACCCUCUGCCUGCUGCUGAAAGCCUGAAGCAGCCGCUGACGAGGAGCAGGUCAUCAAGGAGAUCCCGAGAUCUGGAUAUAAAUACUGAAGCUUUACUCAAUCCACAGCAAACGUCCUACACUUCAUUGUUGCUGGAAGACAUCCACAACUUCCAUAACAAGAGCAGUAACACUAACAUAAUCAGCAACAACAGCAACAACAUUCCUCCAUCGAUGUCGUCGUCAUUCCAGCUACCGGCUUGUGUCACAAAAGCGUGCUCGAUCCUUGACGCAGUGGCUGACCUCAACUCUACCACAAGCUCCAACUUGUCAUCCACAUUGUCUGAAGAUCAUCACCGUAAGCAGCAGCAGCUGUCCAAGGCGAAAGACCCUUUUGUGGUGGAAUCCGAGGUGGUGACAAUCGAUGAUCUCAUGGAACCGAGCUUCCACAAGUAUGUGACUGUGAGAAGGGGAGGUGGGUUGUCAUGUGGUAGGGAAGAAGAAAUGGAAAUGCAAGAAGAAUCUUCAGGGAGCAACAGCAUUGUUGCCGGUGGUGGUGGUGGUUGGGGGAAUUCGUCGUAUAACUCCGGGUGGGAGCCUAGUUCAGCUGAUUCGACGGAUCGAUGGAGCUCGAGGGACAACAACAACACCGUUAAGGAGAGGGAGGUGGAGGAGGAGAAGAAUGCUGUUGCUGCCCCUUUGGGACUUGGAAUCGGGCAGAGGGUUCACGGUUUGGGUGAGAAGAGAUCAUCAUCAGGAGGAGGCAGGGAAAUGAUGGGAGGAAUUGAAGAGGCGGCCAGGAUGGCGUUUAGUGGGCAGAGGAAUGGAGGGAUUGGGCGGGGAAGGCUUGCUGCUAGUGGCAAUAGAAGUCAUCAUCUCCUUGCAACAACUAGUAAUGUUGCUGCUGCUGCUGCUUCCACGUAGUAGAGCAUGGCGCGUUUUUCAUUCUUUUGGUGUAAUUUGGUCAUGUAUUUUUUCUCUCUACUCCACGCACUUGUGGUCUGUUGUUGUUCUUCAUCUUCUUAGAACUUGAGGACGUAGUUAAGAAGAGAUUUGGUUUAGUUGGCUGUUGUUGCAAGCUCGCAACUUCGCCAUUUCCGUUGUUCAAUCCUAGCUGACCUUUUCGUAUCCUUAACAUUCCAACUUCCUGUAGUUUAUAUUCUGUAAACGCUCUUGCUUCAGAGAUCACUCUUUUGAACCAUCACAAACUUGCAGUAGCCUUGUAUUCUACUAUUGUACUACUAAGCUUCACCAUGAACAAGCUUGGAUGAUCGUUAUGAACAAUCUUCUGGCAGCAGUUGAAGCAACUAUUCUGCU